Messenger RNA from Cylindrotheca closterium, 840 nucleotides. The record is from the annotation of a GenBank genome assembly. Lineage: Eukaryota; Bacillariophyta; Bacillariophyceae; Bacillariales; Bacillariaceae.
AUGGAGGAUUCAGCUUUUCCAAAAGUCUCAUCACAUAGUCAAAAAGAGGAUAUUUCGAUUGUCGAAAGAACUGAAGAUGACAAGUCAUGGAUGGAACUGAGUUUUGUGGACGACGAUGGCAACGAAAAAUCCAUUGCCGACCUCUCAAUGAGUGCACGCCCACCAGAUUCCGUUUCAUUGGAUGCAUUGGCAAUAGAGGACGAUGUGAGUCUGUCAAGUGGUGAGCUUAACGACACCCCAAAAGCAGCCGCCGAGCAGCAGAAACCAGCAAAAGAAGAGGAGGAAGCAAAGCCUACAUCCAGCAGAACGCGACCCAAGAAGACAAAAACUCAUAGGAAAACAAAAUCAUUUGAUGACAGAAUCCUGAUAGACUCUGACAUCACCAAAAAAAAGAAAAAGAAGAAGGACAAGAAGGGCAAGGGUGAUUCUGGAGAUCUCCCUGCUAAAUCGAAACGAAAGCAAAAGAAGAGAUCCUCAGCAGGGAAAGAGUCGUCGGAUGGCAACACUGAUGAAGCCUUGUUGGGCGGAGAAAAUUCAUCAGAUGACCAAUCUCUAAUGUCAAACCAAUCAUCUGCGACUUCAGCAAAGUCUUCCAAGCGUCGCGGAUUGAGAAGUCUUUCACCAGUGAGAAUAAGGAACCCACUUCGUGGAGCUGGGCUGAUGCGUCAGCUCUCUGGCAAAGGAGGUAGCUUGAUGGGUCGUGCCAAGGACCUCAAAGAUCAGCUUAUCAUGAGCGACCACGUACCUGGAGAGAGAAAAGGAAUAAUGGGAGCGGUGCUCUACUCCAGUUUUGACAACGACGAUGAUAGCGAUCUUGACGGUGAUGAUUUCUUCAGCUGA